Aureobasidium namibiae CBS 147.97 is the source of this 1140-nucleotide messenger RNA. Its product is annotated as tetrapyrrole biosynthesis, porphobilinogen synthase. The record is from RefSeq and is a predicted model, not a curated record. Gene Ontology annotation, cellular component: cytosol. The transcript is spliced from 2 exons. NCBI's taxonomy places the organism in Eukaryota, Fungi, Ascomycota, Dothideomycetes, Dothideales, Saccotheciaceae. Gene Ontology annotation, molecular function: porphobilinogen synthase activity; zinc ion binding. Gene Ontology annotation, biological process: heme biosynthetic process. The coding region runs from base 1 to 1140 and encodes 379 amino acids.
AUGUCCUUCUCAUCCCUCGUAUCCGAUCUGACAUACCGCGACCGCAAUGGCGGCAACGACGACAGACGCGGUCCCAUGUCGCGACAGGUCUCGACCAUGUCUCGUGCCCGAUCUUACGCCAGCACCGCAGCCACAAGCGUCAGCAUCACCGGAGACAUCUCGAGUCAGCUUCACGGCGGUUACAGUCACCCUCUCGCUCGCGCAUGGCAGGCUGAGCGCCAGUUGACAAAGUCGAUGCUCAUCUAUCCUUUGUUCAUCACCGACAACCCUGACGAGGAGACGCUGAUUCCUUCAUUGCCUGGACAAUACCGCCGCGGCCUCAACAAGAUUGUCCCCUUCCUCCGCCCUUUGAUCGCAAAGGGCCUCAAGUCGGUCAUUCUGUUCGGUGUACCGCUUCACCCUGACGCCAAAGACGCUCUGGGCACUUCAGCCGACGACCCGACCGGUCCCGUCAUCGCCUCGAUCCGCCUGCUGCGCAAGGCUUUCCCCUCGCUCUUCAUUACUGCAGACGUAUGUCUGUGCGAGUACACCAGCCACGGUCACUGUGGUAUCUUGCGCGAGGACGGCAGUUUGAACAAUGCUCUGUCCGUCGACCGCAUCUCGGAUGUCGCCAUGGCAUAUGCCGAGGCUGGUGCUCACUGCGUUGCUCCUUCCGACAUGAACGAUGGCCGCAUCCGCGCCAUCAAGCUCAAGCUCAUCGAAGCUGGAAUCGCACACAAGGUUGUCCUCAUGUCCUACUCGGCCAAAUUCAGCGGCUGUCUGUACGGCCCCUUCCGUGAUGCUGCUGGCAGCUCACCCUCGUUCGGCGACAGAAGAUGCUACCAACUGCCCCCCGGCGGCCGCGGUCUCGCCCGCCGAGCAAUCGUCCGCGACAUCAACGAAGGCGCCGAUAUCAUCAUGGUCAAGCCCGCCUCUCAAUACCUCGACAUUAUCAGUGACGCAAAAGAGAUUGGCAAGGACUUGCCUGUCGCCGCAUACCAGGUCAGCGGUGAAUACGCCAUGAUUUGCGCGGCUGCCAAGGCUGGCGUGUUUGAUUUGAAGACCAUGGCUUUUGAAGCCACCGAAGGCAUUCUUCGUGCUGGCGCGAGUAUUGUUGUUUCGUACUUUACUCCUGAUUUCUUGGAUUGGUUGGAGAACUAG